AUGUCUGGAGUUGGGACAAAAAGUAUAAAAACCACCACCACUACCACGACGGUAUUAACGUCAGCGACAAUUAAUAAAAGUGUUUCCCUUUCUAAACGAAGAACCACUGCCGCUGUCACAGCUUUUCUUACUGCAAUCGGUGUCACCUUUACUGUCCACCAACCGAGGAGACCCUUGUCAGCACGUCGGUCAUCAGCAGGGCCGGGACAAGUUCAGCCAAAGCGAGCCACUCUUCGUUCUACGCCGUCUGUUACCUGGAUAGCGGUUGCUCGCGCGACCCCCACUCAUCUCGCACCCAAUAAGAGCAGUAGUAACGCUCGCGGCAGGGACGGUCAAAGCAAGAACGACAAUACUAGUGGUUGUCAUUGUGACAACGAUAAUAGUAGUAGUAGUAUCAAUUGUGGCUCUUAUAAAAAAAGAGAAAAAAUCAUUUAUCUGAUUGUGAUUUCUUUCUUUCUUUCUUCCUUCUUCUCUUCCUGCUUCUUCUUUUUCUUUUUCUUCUCUUUCUCCUACUUCUUUUUCUCCUCCUUCUUCUCUUUCCCAUUUUUCUUCUCUUUCUCCUUCUUCUUCUCUUUCCCCUUUUUCUUCUCUUUCUCCUUCUUCUUCUCUUUCCCCCUUUUCUUCUCUUUCUCCUUCUUCCCCUCCUGCCAGCAUUCUUCAGCUUUCUUCAAGUACCGUCACUUUCUUGAAGUCUUUUCUUUUUUUAUAAAUUUCUCUCUCUCUCUCUUUCUCUCUCUCUCUUUCUCUCUCUCUCUAUCUAUUUAUCUAUCUAUCUACCUCUUUAUCGAAAAAUAUUUCUAA
Molecule: messenger RNA, 801 nt
Organism: Acanthosepion pharaonis
Lineage: Eukaryota; Metazoa; Mollusca; Cephalopoda; Sepiida; Sepiidae
Source: the annotation of a GenBank genome assembly